AUGGAGGGGAUACACCAUAGCCACGGGGAAGGCCACCCGAACCAGCCUACGGCCUUUCCCGGCUUCGAUCCAGACUCCCAAAUGAUGUCCGACGACUUCUCAUUUGACUCUCCCUUUAGUCCCGGCUCCUCGAACGCCAACGAUGGCGUCCUCGGAAACCCCAUCUUUCCCGAGUGGACGCACGGGGCACCGCGUGGCGAUAGCCCCGAUGAAAUGCAAAGGAAGGAUCCGUUGGCCGCCCAGAUUUGGAAACUCUACACCAGGACGAAAUCCCAACUUCCCAACCAGGAGCGCAUGGAGAACUUGACAUGGAGGAUGAUGGCAAUGAAUUUGAAGCGCAAGGAAAGGGAGCAGCAAGAGCGAGAGCAACAGGCUCGCACCUCGGAAACGCUGAGCCCGACAUCAAACAGCAUUGCACACAUGCAACUGUCUGACCAGGUCUCGUCCUCUGAACAGUCGCACGACAUGCACAUGGAUGCGACUCCAGAUCCCAUGAAUCUGGAUGACUUCAUCAUUCCUUUCGACUCUCCCGCUGAACACACUCACAUUCCCGCCGAUCGCCACUUCGCAGCAUCGUCGACAGGAUCGAUCCCCAUCAAAUCGCGUAAGGAUCAAGCGAUGGUGGAUCACCAGUCUGCCGCUGCCUCGUUCCCACACCCACCUCACGAUCCAAACUCCGAGUUUGGAUAUGUCCCUCGCCGGGUUCGCAAAACGAGCGUGGACGAGCGACAGUUCUUUGCUGGUUUAAGUGCACCAACCCGCAAGCGACCUGCCGAGGCCUCACCUCACGUUCCCCCGGUAUCCAACGCUAUGAUCUCGCAGCACUCGGAACUCUCAGCGGCGCUGCCCGACUACUCGCUGGACCAUCCCCCUUCCACCUUUUCUCUCACGGGCAACGGCACGGUGGGCCCGCGCCGGCCCCAGCACUCUCACACCCACUCAGGAGUCUCUGGAGUUCCCUACGGGCUAGACACCUUUGGAAUCGGGGAAGACCACGGCAUUCACUCAGCGGGGCCUUAUCAGCAGAACUUCCAUUUCUCGCCUUCGGAUUCCCCAAUGACUGCGGGAAACCCGUUCUCGAACUUGUAUUCCCACACCCCGCUCGCCUCAUCGCUCAACUCAACCGAGUUCUUCUCUCCUCCGCCUUCUGGCUACCAGUCCACUGUCUCAACCCCGCAACCGAUUUACGAGGGAGAGCAGUCAAUGUUCUUCAACGAUACUCCAUCUGAAUCCCUUUCCCAACGUCGCAUUCCGAACUAUAUUCAGCAGCGCCAGUCUAACCUGUCGGCUUCUUUGCACAAUCGCUAUAUGUACAACGUCUCCAACGGCGAGUCUCAAUCAGGGACCUCAGCCACAGGGACUCCCGCCACUCACGUUUCUGGAUUUACAGUACCGCAGCACCAGCAUGUCAACCCAUCCCAAGUACUUGGGUCUGGCGAGUUCUCCACAACAGCACCCGCUAGUAGCAUGUUUACUUUCGGCGGAGAUUCUGACAACGAGGACGAUGAUGGCAACUUUGAACGCGGCGGUAUCACCAUGCCGAACGACUUUACUUCUCUAGACGAGUCCAAUGACAUGGGCGCUCCCCUCCAUUGGGAUGGAGGCUUUGCUGGCUCGGUUCAGUCGCUUCCAGGCUUUGGUGCUCACCACCGCAAGCAUGUCACGAUUGGAUCCACAGACAUGAUCGACGGACCUUCCGAAUGGAACCAGGGAGGCACUCUUGGCCGUGCACAUGGAUCCGCUGCUUCUGUGAGCGAAGUGCGCAACCGCGAACAGGAUCCGCGUCGUUUUGGAAAGGUUCCGCGUACUUCGUCGACUCCUAACGCCGCUGCGCUGCUUCGCCAGAAUUUGAACGGCUCUGCCAGCGUUCCUCCGACCACCCACCCAUCUCCCAGCACACCCCCUGAGUCUGGUCUGAGCAGCGCUGUGCCCUCGCGCCCAGGUAGCCCAGGUGGUUCGAAGAACGGUGAUCCGAACGCGGGACCAACUACAUGCACGAACUGUUUCACUCAGACUACUCCUCUCUGGAGACGCAACCCCGAGGGUCAGCCCUUGUGCAACGCCUGUGGUCUAUUCUUGAAGCUUCAUGGUGUCGUACGACCGCUGUCACUGAAGACCGAUGUCAUUAAAAAGAGAAACCGCAGCAGUGCUAACACACUUGCUGUGGGCGCUUCUCGGUCGUCCAAGAAGACCUCUCGCAAAAACUCUAUCCAGCACGCUCCAUCCAACUCCAUCGGAUCGCGCAUCAACACCUCGGAGUCGCCACCCUCCAUCACCGGUUCCAGCGCCAUGGGGAAACCCGGCGUUGUGCCAAUCGCUGCCGCCCCGCCCAAAUCUGGCCCGCCUGCUGGUGUAGCCCAGGCCCGUGCUGGAGUGCAAGUGGCACCCAGACGGCAGCGCCGGCUUGAAAAGGCGCCAACUGGCUCAGAACCCGAUGCAGAGGAGAGCCCCAAGUCCAAUGCCCCCGCCAGUCGCUCCAAGGUUGUACCUUUGGCUCCGGCAAUGGCGCCUCCUGCUGCCGCCAACCCAGCCAACCACAGCAUUGCUGGUGGGCAAGGUGCGAGCCAGGAGUGGGAGUGGCUAACCAUGAGUUUAUAA
Molecule: messenger RNA, 2598 nt
Organism: Penicillium brevicompactum
Lineage: Eukaryota; Fungi; Ascomycota; Eurotiomycetes; Eurotiales; Aspergillaceae
Exons: 2
Coding region: 1-2598 (865 amino acids)
Biological process (GO): positive regulation of transcription by RNA polymerase II; nitrate assimilation; negative regulation of transcription by RNA polymerase II
Cellular component (GO): nucleus
Molecular function (GO): RNA polymerase II cis-regulatory region sequence-specific DNA binding; DNA-binding transcription factor activity, RNA polymerase II-specific; zinc ion binding
Source: RefSeq, a predicted model, not a curated record